Molecule: messenger RNA, 5052 nt
Organism: Athalia rosae (coleseed sawfly)
Lineage: Eukaryota; Metazoa; Arthropoda; Insecta; Hymenoptera; Athaliidae
Product: sodium-coupled monocarboxylate transporter 1-like
Exons: 10
Coding region: 361-2433 (690 amino acids)
Biological process (GO): sodium ion transport; transmembrane transport
Cellular component (GO): membrane
Molecular function (GO): symporter activity
Source: RefSeq, a predicted model, not a curated record
AGACGAGAUACUGAUGUGAAAUAAAUCGCCCAUGGACUCGGACGCAAUUCGAGGCAACAUUCAAUUCCAACCAGGAAUCAAUCAACGUCGAAAUGGCGUAAGAAUUUCGAUCUCGGAACAUCGAACUUUCACGUUAAUUCUCGCGCGAGGUGAAUUGAUAACGCGGACAUCCGACGACUUCGUAGGCUGGUAUAUAUUUUGUAUGUCCAAAAUUUGAACGAUUAAAUUUUCCCAGAUAGGUAUUCAUAGACUCCCAGUCUCAAGCUGUAAAUCGUAGCGUAUUUGUCUUGCGAUAAUAAAUCACGACGCGUGAGGAAUUUUACCCAGCACACGCUCGGAGAAUUUUUACAUUUUGCAUCAAUGCGAUCCCCCUCCAAAGGUGUUGCGGACCGUUUUAUCAUUUUCCUCAAAGACGGAAUUCGUUCGUCGAAAUAUCCAGGCACUCGAGAGUAUUCCUCUUCGAGGAGAGGAGGAGACCCGGACUUCCGUUUUCUCAAAAAAAAAACCUCCAGAUUAAAAAUGGCCGUUAACAUUUCUACGGUCAUCGAGACCAUCGAUGAAAGCCUGAUGCAUCUGACCUUCGGAUGGGUGGAUUAUUCGUUUUUCACGGCGAUGCUCUCAAUCAGCGCUUCGGUAGGAUUUUACUUCGGGUUUUUUGCAAAAAAACAGGAUACCGUCGACGAGUACGCUCUCGGUGGAAAACGAAUGGGCGCGUUCCCGGUCGCCAUGAGUAUCACGGCAAGCCAUCUUUCGACCAUCACACUGCUCGGUAUUCCAUCCGAGGUUUAUCUGUUCGGAUCGCAGUACUCGGCGUGCAUAGUGUCCACGUUGAUCAUAGUUUUGGUAACUUCGUACAUCUUUCUACCGGUGUUCUUCAAACUUCAGUUGACCAGUACUUUCGAAUACUUGGAGGUGAGAUUCGCUAAAUCGGUUAGGAAACUAGCCUCGGUACUUUACACACUUUCAACGAUCCUUCACGCCCCCAUCGGUGUCUACGGAUCCGCAUUGGCCCUGGCUCAAGUCACCGGAUUCAGCUUCCACUACAUCAGCCCAGUGAUUUGCCUCAUUUGCAUAUUUUAUACCACUCUGGGCGGACUGAAGGCCGUUGUUUGGAUAGAUACGAUCCAGUUUCUGGUGAUGGUAUUCACCCUGCUAACAGUGGUGAUUUUGGGUGUAAUGUCGGUGGGUGGUUUCGCCGAAGUAUGGAGAAUAUCCGGAGAGGGAUCCCGUCUGGUAUUCUUCGACAUGAAUCCGAGUCCGUUCGCCAGGAUGACUUUUUGGGGAAUCUCGAUCGGUCUGACAUUCACCUGGUUUUCGACCUUCAGCGUCAAUCAAGGUUGCAUCCAGCGUUUCCUCGCAACUCCAAAAUUGUCUACGGCCAGACGUGCCAUCUGCAUAACCGGCGUAGGUUUGGUGCUCGUCAAGUGGCUUUCGAUUUUCACCGGAUUGAUCAUAUACGCGAAGUACCACGGCUGCGAUCCAAUAUCGACGGGGGUAGUGAGCAAAGCUGACCAAUUGAUUCCCUACUAUGUGAUGGACGUGACGCGCAACAUUCCAGGACUUCCAGGACUGUUUUUAGCGGCCGUCGUCAGUUCAUCUCUGUCGGUGAUGAGUAACGCACUGAAUACAACUUGCGCUACGUUGUGGGAAGAUUUUAUAUCGCCCUAUGUGCCGGAAAGCGAUACCAAACAGCAAACGGCAACCAAAGUCAUGAGGAUUAUCGUCGUCGUGAUGGGCGGCUUCUACCUAUCGCUGAUAUUCCUGGUGGAGCACAUGGGCGAGUUAUUUUCAAUGGCCAGUAGUUUGAACGGCAUCACCGCCGGUUCGAGUAUCGGACUUUUCGGUCUCGGAAUGUUGGUACCCUGGGCGAACAGCAAGGGUGCUAUAAUCGGCGGGGUUACCGGAUUCUUUUUUACCGCCUGGAUGAUCGUCGGAGCUCAGAUUCACAAGGCCAGGGACACCUUGCGUUACGAGACCCUCCCGGUUUCCGUCGAUGAGUGUCCGAGUUUCAUGAACAUGACGGAUUGGGUAGCGUCGACGAAAGCGCCGAUCGCUCCCGAGGACGAACCCAUGACUCUGUUCAUGAUAUCGUUUUUGUUUUACUCUUUCGUGGGUGCGAUUACCGUACUCGUAUGCGGAACCAUAGCCAGUUUCGCGACCGGAGCUUCGGAUCUGAACAAAUUGAACAGGGAUCACUUUUCUCCGGUUGUCCAGAGGUUCUUACCGCGCGAAAAGUAUACGGAGGUACCGAUGCGUGUGAUUCCGGUGCAGAUAACGAGUCAAUUGGAUAAGGAAAAAGAGGCUCUCCAAAGCGAUUCUCCUUGUCGAUCGAAACGAGAUAAAAGAGUAAAAAGCAAAAAUGAAAAAAUGAAAAAAGUUAAUGAUGCAGACGCCCCGAGUCAACCGACGUGUUAUACUGUAAGCUCUGUGUAGAUAUUACACGGUUGCAACAUUAGCGAUAAGAUAUCACAUUUUUGUACUGAUAAUAUUAUAGAAGAAAAAAGAGCGAAUAAAAAUGAGAAGUAAUACGAAGGUACGAAGCGAUCGUCAUGAGGUGAUACGCGCAAAUAGCGUGACGACAUUCGUUGAAAGAGUGCCACACGACGGUAAAAGCAAUCAGAAGCGAGACAGCGGGGUAAAUAUUGAAACCCAAAAAUAGAGAACAAAAAAAAAAACUUUAACACCUCCCGAUGGAACGUCAACGGCGUUUCUCUUGUUACGGUAUCUCGAUAAAACCUUAUCAAAAGUUACGGCCUGUUAUCGUUGCUAAUUUCGCACGUACGAAAUUUUUCGCCAUUUCCACGGUCGGAUUGUUCCGGCUGAUUUUUCGCUUUUAAAAACCGCCUUUGAGAUUGCGGAUUUAUUGAUUCGCGGACGCCUGCGCUCUAACGCGAUACCAAAAGGCGGACGACUUUCCUCAUUACCAGGGUAGCGAGGGGCAGUUCGGGGACCGCGGUUAGGGCGGGUGAGCCGCGCCUGCACGUGGGGCGUUUGCUCCUCCGACGGUUAGACGCAAACAAUCCGAGGUACAUCAACAAGUACGCGUUAUACGACUGACUAAAAUUACCAGUACAACUCAUAAUUGCUAUUUUUAUACGAGGCUCCGGCUCCUCACAAUUCGCGAAGACACCGACUGAUUGAUUUGUGAUCUGAUUACUCGAAUACCUCUGCUUUGAUAACGGAGGGAUAAACGCUCCUCACGCGUCGUACGAUACUCCCCGAAGACGAGCUUGCGAUUCGGAAAUUGUGCGAAUAAAAGACAAUCGGUGCGAAGAGAAAAAAAUAGAGAGAGAGAAACUCGUUUCACGGUCGGCUGAAGUGUAAUCUUCGGGUAAAUUUUUCAUCUUUCUCGUAAUCGUAUCCUCAGAUUCUGAAAUGGAAGGCUCAAAGUCUUCGAGGGUCGUCAACAUACUGACGACAUGACGACUACCGUACAAAAGUUUUUUCUGGGUCUGAGCUUGCUAGUCGGUAUCAUCCUGGUUGGACUUAUUGCCAGUAAAAAGUUCACUCUGGAAUCAAGAAGGAACGCACUACUCCUCGAAAUGGUGGCGAAUAUCAGCAGUGACAUUGACAAGCUCGACAACGGCUUUGACCGUAUAGUUUCUAGGACAGAGACCGCCAAAGGGCAGCUCCGAAGACUGGCGGCUAUUCAUAGAGACAACCUUAUGAUAUGCGCGUUACUUCACGAAAAGCACAAGAAAACCAUGAAGUCGGACGACACCGAAUAACUGAAAUAAGCUUCACCGUAACGAAGAAGUGAGCGAGAAGCUUUGGAGGCACUAGAAGUUCACCAAAACUGGCUUGUGUCGCUCACAAACAAAAUUCACGCAAACAGGAUAAGGGUCGAAUUAAGGUCGACCUUGGAAGAUUAGACGAGCUUCAUCCAAGAGGAAUUAACAAAUACUUAUUGUUAGUCUUUACCGUUUGGAAUACCCCGGAAAGCGCCCUGAUCAAACACGUGGUUUCGUUGGCUCUUGGUCAAGGCUAUCGAAGAUCGCUUGAAAAGAGAUCGCGAGAAAAGGGUGAAAUAAAUAAUAAUCGACAUUCCGAAUGACCCCCGGUAGCCCCUAGGCGUCUCGGGGUUCCGGGAUCCCUUGUGGAAUUUCAAGAAGAUUCGUACCUAUGUCCGUACCUACAAAGCUUAUUUCGAAAGAGCCGUAUUCAAAGAAUUUAUGAACAGAGUUUACGAUCGUGCAGAAUACCGCCUACUAUUCAAAUUCUGGAACCUGAAAAAUCGCGCAAGAGGGGCAUGGCGAUCAUUUCCCUGACAUCUUUCCGUUCUCCGACGAUUGAAAUGAUCGUUUCAACGAUCGAAAAACCGGACGGUGUUCGCAGAGAAAAAUCGCCGACUGUAGCCAGUGGUACUCCCAAGUCUGAGGGAUUCUGGACGGGGAACGAUGUGAACUUUGCGUUCAAUUUUCGGUACCAAUUGCACCACGAUGUCCUCGUUGCCUACGAAUGGCAAACAUCAAGCUGGCCAUUUGAAGGACGACUCCUGGACGUUACUCCUGCUGCCGGCGAUCGGCGGGAAACCGAAGAAGUCGACGAAAUUCUUUGAGAAAAGGUCGCAACGCGUUCUCCGUUUUUCGAUUAGACCGCACAGCAAAGUAUGCGUAAAAAAAAUUUGAAAACUGGUGACACGACCUUGCUCAAGAGCUAGUUCUUUCUGGACUUCGAUGGGGAUAAAUGCGGCAGCUUUUUUGCCGACGGAAAGAGGGAGGACUCCACGAAAGAAGUUGGAAUACUCAAAGCUCAUUCAAAUUAUUUUUGAAUUAAGAUUAUACGGCGAGGAUCGCACGUCGUAUAUCUGGCCGUGGAAAAUGUAAAACGAAGAAGAACAGCUAGUUAUGUAGUUUUUCUCUUGUUUUUUGAUACACUGUUAGGCUUGAAUUUAAUCGAUAAAUAUUAACGGAAUAAAACAAUCAUGGGACCGAAUUAUCAAUAUUCGUAUCUAAUUGUAUAUUUAAAUGUAUUUUAUUAUAAAUCUGAAUAUGAGAGAGGAUAAAAAUAGAGAAGUAAUUUAAAGAAAAUAAAAUAAAACGGUUUGAACAA